Olea europaea var. sylvestris is the source of this 2172-nucleotide messenger RNA. Its product is annotated as pentatricopeptide repeat-containing protein At3g22670, mitochondrial-like. The coding region runs from base 332 to 2038 and encodes 568 amino acids. Gene Ontology annotation, molecular function: protein binding. The transcript is spliced from 3 exons. Lineage: Eukaryota; Viridiplantae; Streptophyta; Magnoliopsida; Lamiales; Oleaceae. The record is from RefSeq and is a predicted model, not a curated record.
AGAGGGAAGCGCGGCCUACUCUUUCUCGGUACCUUUUUACACUAAAAACAGGAACAUAUAAAUCACCCCCUCGGCACCAAUCUGUCUUGUGUUGCAGUGAUUUCUAAUCAACUUCUUCAUCAUCAAACUUGGAAGAAUUGUUAUUUCUUGAUGGUAAUCUUCGUCUAGCAAAAGUGAUUUUUUCAACAAUAUUCUCUUGAAUUUUUGGUGCGGUUGCUUAUAGUUUUCCCUUGCCUUGAAAACUUGCUGCCCCUCUAGUGUAAUAGGUGAAAUACACAGACCCCAGGUGGCUCUGCCCCUGCCAGCCCUAUGAACCACAGGAUAAUUAAGAAUGCUCCGGAAGUUGAAGGAUUUCUAUUCUAUUUGGCAACUGAGAACUCCAUUGCGUUUGAGUACUUUUAGACAAGACUAUUUUAACAACAGCGGAGUCAAUGUUUUUUUGUUCAAUGGAUGUUGCACAAUGGUGGAUACUAUUAGAGGUGAUGGCUCGUCCUUUAUUUCUGAGUCGGCUGCGCUUCCAGAUUGGGUGAAAUUUUUUGAUGAGGACACAGUUGUUAGCAAAUCGCGGGAUGAUGACUUUGUGCCUCCUUCAAUAUCAUAUUGGAUUGAGAAUCCUGAAGUUCGUGAUCAAGAAACUGAUAUAAAAAGCAUAGUAAAUGAUAUAGUUGAAAGUGAUGUUGAUAAGAUCAGUAAGGUUCUAAAGAAUCAGUUUAAAUCCCCUGAUGAGGUUAUGGAGAAAUUAAAUUGCUGUGAUUUUAACAUAUCAAAGGGAUUGGUUGAGCAAAUAUUGACGAGAUUCAGCUUUGAGUGGAUACCAGCUUUCGGGUUAUUUAAGUGGGCUGAAUUACGGGGAGGAAUCACACAUUCGCCAGAUUUGUAUAACUUGAUGGUUGACAACUUGGGAAAAACUAAGAAGUUUAAUCUCAUGUGGGAAUUAGUGGGAGAAAUGAACAAAUUGGAAGGGUACGUUACAUUGGAUACAAUGACUAAAGUCAUGAGACGUCUUGCAAAGGCUGGUAAACAUGAGGAUGCAAUAGAGGCGUUUAGAAAAAUGGAACUAUUUGGAGUAGACAAAGACGUAAUGGCAAUGAAUAUAUUGAUCGAUGCCCUGGUCAAGCAAGGAAGUGUUGAACAUGCAGAAAAUGUCCUUUCGGAGUUCAGGGAUCAUAUACCUCCGACUUUACAGACUUGGAAUGUGUUAGUGCAUGGUUGGUGCAAAGCUAGGCAGAUUAGUAAAGCUAAGAAGACCAUUGAUGUGAUGAAAACACAAGGAUUUUCCCCUGAUACGAUUACUUACACCAAUUUCAUUGAAGCCUAUUGUCGUGAAAAAGAUUUUCGCAAAGUUGAUGCUACUUUAGAGGAAAUGCAGAGGAAUGGGUGUCGUCCAAGUGUAGUGACAUACACUAUCAUAAUGAAUGCUUUGAGUAAGGCGAAGGAAAUAAAUAAAGCCUUGGAGAUUUAUGAGAAGAUGAAGCAGCAAGGUUGUUCUCCAGAUGCUUCGUUUUAUAGUUGCUUUAUUGUUUCGCUAAGCAAAGCUGGAAGGCUAAAGGAUUCUUACGAUGUGUUUAAGGAUAUGUCAACGCAGGGCAUUGCUCCAGAUGUGUUGACUUAUAACACUCUAAUUACUAUUGCGUCCCAGCACUUGCAUGAAGAGAGAGCACUUAAGUUACUCAAAAAAAUGGAAGAGAGUCGGUGCAAGCCUGAUCUUAAUACGUAUGCACCUCUAUUGAAAAUGUGCUGUAGACAGAAAAGAAUGAAGAUACUAUCCUUUCUAUUGAGCCACAUGUUCAAGAACGAUGUCAGCGUUGAUCUUGGUACGUAUUCUCUUUUGGUUCGCGGACUAAGUAGGAAUGGGAAGCUGGAAAAUGCUUGCUCCUAUUUUGAGGAAUCAGUUCUGAAAGGAUUUGUACCAAUGGAUUGUAUGUAUAAGAAUCUGGUGGAAGAACUCGAGAAGAGGGGCAUGCUUAAGGAGAAGGAGCGAAUUGAAGAAUUAAUGUUACAAGCUAAACGCCAAGGAUAUGGUGAUGAUAAUCCAUAAACUAGCUUGUAGUCUCUUCAGGGUGGAUCUCUUCGCUCUUGAUUGUUCAUUAGUGUACACUAUUUUCAACAUUUGAAACUUUCAUUUUAAUUUGGCAUUUGCCCUCUCAGAUCAACUUUACAUUGCGUAAAACA